AAGUGUAGCCCCUAAAACCCUGGCCUUAAACCCCUCCCUUCUCAAGUCUCAACACCAGAAAAGAAGGUAUACUCCAUAAAUGGCCACUUCUCUGCUCCUCCGCUCUCUCCGGCGUGCUGAUCUUCCUUCUUCUACCUUUCAUGCUUACAGAUCCUUGACUGGAAAUGCAAAGACAUCAUUGGCCUCAUCACCUUUGGUUAGCAAAUGGACAUUGUUGGCCAGACCUUUUAGUUCAAGACCUCCUGCCAAUGAAGUUAUUGGUAUUGACUUGGGUACCACCAAUUCAUGUGUUUCAGUGAUGGAAGGAAAGAAUGCCAGAGUUAUUGAAAAUGCUGAAGGGUCUAGGACCACACCAUCAGUCAUUGCCUUCAGCAAAGAUAAUGAGUUGAUCGUCGGAACGCCGGCCAAACGUCAGGCUGUGACAAAUCCAACAAACACACUUUUUGGAACCAAACGUCUUAUAGGAAGAAAAUUCAAUGAUCCCCAGACACAGAAAGAAAUAAACAUGGUUCCAUAUAAGAUUGUUCAAGCUCCCAAUGGAGAUGCAUGGCUUGAAGCCAACGGACAAAAAUAUUCCCCAAGCCAAAUUGGUGCAUUUGUUCUCACCAAGAUGAAAGAAACUGCAGAGGCAUAUCUUGGGAAAACAGUAUCCAAAGCUGUGAUCACAGUUCCAGCUUAUUUUAAUGAUGCACAGCGUCAAGCAACAAAAGAUGCUGGGAGAAUUGCUGGUUUAGAAGUUCUGAGAAUUAUUAAUGAACCAACUGCUGCUGCUUUAUCUUAUGGUUCAAAUAAUAAGGAAGGUAUCAUUGCAGUCUUUGAUCUUGGAGGUGGAACUUUUGAUGUUUCCAUUUUAGAAAUUUCAAAUGGUGUAUUCGAGGUCAAAGCAACAAAUGGAGACACCUUCUUGGGAGGUGAAGACUUUGAUAACACUUUACUGGAUUUCUUAGUUAGUGAAUUCAAGACCACUGAGGGAAUUGACCUGUCAAAGGAUAAGCUUGCUCUGCAAAGGCUCCGGGAAGCAGCUGAAAAGGCCAAAAUUGAACUCUCAUCUACAUCACAGACUGAUAUCAACCUGCCAUUUAUAACUGCUGAUGCUUCUGGGGCAAAACAUUUUAAUAUGACUUUAACCAGAUCAAAGUUUGAGGGUUUGGUGAAUCACUUAAUUGACAGGACGAAAAACCCAUGCAAGAACUGUUUGAAGGAUGCUGGUAUAUCUAUCAAUGAUGUGGAUGAAGUUUUGCUUGUCGGAGGGAUGACCCGUGUUCCCAAGGUGCAACAGAUAGUUGCUGAAAUUUUCGGGAAGAACCCCAGCAAAGGGGUUAAUCCUGAUGAGGCAGUUGCAAUGGGAGCUGCAAUUCAAGGAGGUAUCCUUCGUGGUGAUGUUAAGGAACUUCUCCUGCUAGAUGUUACUCCUCUGUCACUUGGUAUUGAAACACUUGGUGGAAUUUUCACCAGGUUAAUCAACAGAAAUACAACCAUCCCGACAAAGAAAUCUCAGGUAUUCUCUACAGCAUCCGACAAUCAGACUCAGGUAGGAGUUAAAGUGCUUCAAGGCGAGCGUCAAAUGGCAGCUGACAACAAGCUUCUGGGUGAGUUUGAGCUUGCCGGUAUCCCCCCUGGACCUAGAGGAAUGCCUCAGAUAGAAGUGACAUUUGACAUCGAUGCCAAUGGAAUUGUUACUGUUUCGGCCAAGGAUAAGGCAACAGGGAAAGAGCAGCAAAUUACAAUUAAAUCAUCUUCAGGUCUUUCAGACGAUGAGAUUGAAAGAAUGGUAAAGGAGGCUGAGAUGCAUUCCCAGAAAGACCAGGAAAGAAAAACUUUGAUUGAUUUGAGAAAUAGUGCUGAUACAACCAUAUACAGCAUCGAAAAGAGCUUAGGAGAAUACAGGGACAAGAUUCCAGGUGAGAUCGUAGCAGAGAUAGAGACUGCUGUUGCAGAUUUGAGAACAUCAUUGGUUGGUGAAAAUAUUGAUGAAAUCAAGGCAAAGCUUGACAAUGCAAAUAAGGCUGUUUCAAAGAUUGGAGAGCAUAUGUCUAAAGGCUCUACUCCUUCUGAAGGAUCUCAAGGAGGAGAUCAAACCCCAGAAGCAGAAUAUAAGGAGGCCAGGAAAUAGAGAAUGAUACAUUUUGUGUCUUUUCUCGUAUAAUUUUUUAUUUCAUAGCUUGAGGUCUAUCUUAAAGUUUUGAUCUUCACUAAGUCAUAUGCUUUGUAUAAGUUUCUAUUCAUUUUCUCUUCAUUCAUCUUGAUUUCUUGAAGAACUAAUGUCCAAUGGAGCUCAGCAUUUUUUUCUCUUGUUCAAUGUUAAAAUGCGUUCACAUAUUUAUGAUGAUUAAAAUUUGUCUGGUGAA
Molecule: messenger RNA, 2348 nt
Organism: Jatropha curcas
Lineage: Eukaryota; Viridiplantae; Streptophyta; Magnoliopsida; Malpighiales; Euphorbiaceae
Product: heat shock 70 kDa protein, mitochondrial
Biological process (GO): protein folding
Molecular function (GO): ATP binding; ATP-dependent protein folding chaperone
Source: RefSeq, a predicted model, not a curated record